CAUCUGCGCUCAGUUUUCUCACAAACACCAUCUCUGUUUGUCUCUCAGGAUUCUCUUGCGUUUGCUAUCUUUCUGUGUGGCUAAGCAUUUUGGGAUCAGAUCUGGUAAGUUAUUACGUUUUAUUUGCAGAUUCUUCGUCAACAUUUCAUCCUAUUUUUAGUCCAGUUGCUGCUACUAUCUUUGCUCUCUCAACACCAUUCCCCCUUUUUUUUUACAGAGUUUAAUUGUGCUGGCCGGCUCAAAAGGGGGAAUUUUGAAGAGAAAUGACAGUUGGCAUUAACCCUUGAUUUCACUAGUAUCUGCUAUUCAUCUUCCAAGAAAUAUCCUCUUGACUCUCUAAUUGAUUUGCCCACUUUAUAUUCUCUCUUGUCCGUGGCCGGCUCAACUCUUCUAAUCAGAAAGAAAGUUCAGCCUCUACAAUCGCGCAAUUAAGCUACUUCUAAUUUUUGCUUGGCCCUAGUGUCUCAACUUCCUUUAAUUUCUUGUGCUAAUCCUGCAGGUACAUGUAGACAAGUCUCCUAAGUGAUCAUAUUGGAAUCAUAUGCUAUUCUUCUGGGGAAAUAUCCAUCAACCCCACUGAAAAGCAAAAUUAGGCUUGCAAUUGCAGAUUUGCAGAUCUACUGUUUACUUUAAUUUGCUUGGCCUAAUUUUGGUACCAGUGUCCAACGUUCUUCGAUUUUUUUAGCUAAAGUUGCGGCAGGUACACUAUUUAUCUAGAUCUUCAAUUUUAAAUUUCUCUAUUGAGGAAAUCCCCAAAUUGGAGAACUUGAGAAAUUUCUUUUAAAAAAUAAAAAAUAAAAAGGAAAGAAAAAGGAAUCUCGACGCGUACUAUCACCGGGAAACCGAUUUUGCCAGUUUUUCGAUUUUUUCAACGUGUUCAGACGGGAAACUUCUUCGCCGGUUUUCUCUCCUUCACCGGUUUUCUCUCCUUCACCGGUCUUAAAUCAAACCUUGAAGCAUCCCAGAUCUCUUCGCAACUCCAACUGGUUUUCCGAAAAGAUUCUGAGAACCGGUCGGCUUUGAGAAGAAGCGCAUCGAGGACAGCUUGAUUGUCCAGCAAAACCAUUUCGUCUCCGAAAAAUCUUGAAGCUUAGACGUGGACGAUGUCUGAUAUAUCGGUCUCGUCCCACCCGCCUUAUCUCAGAACCGACCCGAUUUGUUCAAUGUACUCCUAGACCCAUUUGGGAAUUUCGGAUCUCGGCAUUUCGAAGUACCUUUUCGGCGACGAACUCGAAGACCAGGAUGAGUUUCUCCAGUGCCGGCCAUGUCGCUCCAGAACUCGACCCAUCUUGGGUUGGGGCUUGGUGGGGCCCACUAAAGGUCAGCUGUAAAAAAAGAAUUAAAAGGGGAUUGGAUGUCUGACCGUGUGGUGGUUAACGGUCAACAAACUUUCUGUUACCUCAAAUUGGACGGAACUUGGACAGGGUAACGAUAUUGAUACAUGUUUUAAUAAUAGAAAGAGGACAUACCUAGUUAAUUAAUAGUAGGAAUUUUG
This is a messenger RNA of Rubroshorea leprosula, 1495 nucleotides long. The record is from the annotation of a GenBank genome assembly. NCBI's taxonomy places the organism in Eukaryota, Viridiplantae, Streptophyta, Magnoliopsida, Malvales, Dipterocarpaceae.